AUGUCAACCUUUUUCAACAAAUCGCUUGUGCGCUCACUAGUGCUACUAACAGUCUAUGGACUGUGCGCUUGCGCGCCGCAAAACUACUAUUCCUCCGCGUCCUAUUCAACGAGUCCGUUUCGCGCAAAUCCUUAUCGCCGCGCCAGUUACUCAUCUUAUAGCGAUAACAACCGCGAAUACUAUGAAGCGUUGCGACAAAGACGCCUGCGCGCACUAGCCGACAGCUAUAGAGACAUAUACAACAGAGGCAGCAGUAGUACCAGCAACAGUGACAGUAGCACUGCGCGUCUCUACUCUUCUUCGCGUUUGCCCAAAGCCGUCGCGGCCAUAAGCGCCAACAGCAAUGACGCCAGUGGCAGCAAUACUAUCACCACUAGCAGCAACAACAACAACAACGACGAUCAAAAUACCAGCAACAAUUAUAAUAGAUAUAAUGUCAAACAGCAGGAUGCCACAACAACCACAAAUAAGCCACGUGUCAGUGAAUCUGAUGAGCAAAAUGCCAAAUUUGCUGGCACCAGAAACCAAGAAGCCGAUGAGGAGUCGUCGAAAACUCUCUUACUUCUGAAGAAGAAGAAAAAGCUACGCCGCUGUCUGCCAUUUGGGCGUGACGCACAGGGUGACGAAGUGACUCCACCGCCCGCGGAACAAGGUCGCAUCCUUUGGGACCUCAAUGUCUAUAACGUCUACGGUGGGUAUCCACCGCCCGCAUAUGGUGGCGGUUGUGGUGGAUUUGGUGGCGGCGGGCUUGCUAGCGCUUUUGGUGGUGCCGGCGGUCUUGGUGGUCUUGGCGGUCUUGGCGGCCUUGGUGGCGGUGGUCUGUUCUCUGAUCCCAUUGCGGACGCUUAUGCGCCACCCGACAGGUUGAGUACGUUUCUUCAAUUAUUCGCUCCGGGUAUAUUACAAAAUUCUUUAGCGGCAACGGCACGUCCACCGCCAUUUAGACCACAAGCUGAUAUAGGCGCGGGUGAGGCAAACGAGUUGGCUAAUGAUCCGGAAGUAGAUCCUGGUUAUAGUCCAGUAGCAGCCAGACCGCCACCACCAGUUCGAAGACCCAAUCGGGUUUACUACGAUUCACCGGGAGCGUCUCCCUUAACACCUGCCCAACUUGUAGGCGGUGUAGCAACGACUGUCAACGGUAUCAUACAGCAAUUGACUGGCAAUGUACAACCUGUUUAUCCUGGCUAUAGAUCUUUAAGCUAUGGAAAAUGAAAUUUCAUUUGAAUUUAAGUUUUAUAUUUAUACAUUUUUUUAGUAUUGCCAAUUUUUAA
Molecule: messenger RNA, 1271 nt
Organism: Rhagoletis pomonella (apple maggot)
Lineage: Eukaryota; Metazoa; Arthropoda; Insecta; Diptera; Tephritidae
Exons: 2
Coding region: 1-1212 (403 amino acids)
Source: RefSeq, a predicted model, not a curated record